UGUACUCUCAUUAAGAACAAAAAUUUUUUAUUGUCUAGCACAUGAGCACUCCAGAAGAAGCUGAGGAAGCUAUUAAAGGUCUGAAUAAUUUCAACUUUAUGGGAUCAUGUAUAAGUGUUGAGCAAUCCACAAGUAAGUUGCAUCCAGAACCAGGUGCACCAGGUAGAGCUAAAGGUGGACCAGGAGGUCCAAUGAGACGAGGGGGUAUGCGAAAUGGAUAUCCUAGAGAUGGAUUCUAUGGAGAUGCUUAUUUUGGGCCAUUUGGACCACCAAGAGAUCCUUUUUAUGACGGACCUAGUCGUUCUCGGCCCUAUCCACUUCCUUAUGAAAGAAGACCACCAAUGCCGCAACCAGAUCCUUAUGGACGUCGUCCACUACCACCACCACCACCAAGAGAUGAUUUAUAUGGAAGACGUCCAAUGCCAUUUGGAGAAGAAGCAUAUGAAAGAAGACCAAUGCAGGAUAGACCGGACUAUUUAUACACAAGACGUUCUCCACCUGCCUCUCAUCGGUAAAUUUAAUCUUUAUAGUUUUUACUAGGGUUUCUCAUUUCCUGGUCUUUUUCUUGUCUUAGGAUUUCAAGAGAA
This is a messenger RNA of Centruroides sculpturatus (bark scorpion), 587 nucleotides long. Its product is annotated as basic proline-rich protein-like. The record is from RefSeq and is a predicted model, not a curated record. Lineage: Eukaryota; Metazoa; Arthropoda; Arachnida; Scorpiones; Buthidae. The coding region runs from base 42 to 515 and encodes 157 amino acids. Gene Ontology annotation, molecular function: nucleic acid binding. The transcript is spliced from 3 exons.